This is a messenger RNA of Salarias fasciatus (jewelled blenny), 1164 nucleotides long. It is a transcript of the gene sft2d2b, whose product is annotated as SFT2 domain containing 2b. NCBI's taxonomy places the organism in Eukaryota, Metazoa, Chordata, Actinopteri, Blenniiformes, Blenniidae. The coding region runs from base 152 to 640 and encodes 162 amino acids. The record is from RefSeq and is a predicted model, not a curated record. Gene Ontology annotation, biological process: vesicle-mediated transport. Gene Ontology annotation, cellular component: membrane. The transcript has 8 exons.
UGGUGCCUAUUGUGGCGGCAGGCGGUACUGCAGGCGGAAGCGCCGCACCUGUUGAUGUCUUGUGGAAGUUCACCUGCAGCUCCAACACCUGAGAAGCUCCUGGAAAGCGUUUCUAUCCCCUUCUCCAGCGAGGACCCGACACCCGGAGCCGAUGGACAAACUGAAGAAGGUCCUGAGCGGGCAGGAGGAGAGCAGCGGGGACGGCAGCGGGAUUCUGGAGAGAGCCAAUCAGGCGUCCACGCUCUCAUGGGGGACGAGGAUGAGGGGCUUCGGCAUCUGCUUCGUCCUGGGAGCGCUCUGCUCCAUCCUGGGUACCUGCUUGCUGUGGGUUCCGGGGUUUGGACUGGCCGUCUUCGCCGUCCUCUACAGCCUCGGAAACGUCUGUGCUCUGGCCAGCACCAUGUUCCUGAUCGGGCCGCUGCGGCAGCUGAAGACGAUGUGCGCUAAAGAGCGAGCGCUGGCCACCGCCAUCAUGCUGGUGUGUCUGAUACUGACGCUGUGCGCCGCUUUCUGGUGGAAAAACAACGGACUGGCACUCUUGUUCUGUGUGCUGCAGUUCAUCGCUUUUACCUGGUAUGGUCUUUCCUACAUUCCCUUCGCCAGAGACGCUGUUAUGAAGUUGUUCUCGCUCUGCAUUUAAGCCCCGCCCCCCGCCCCGGGUCACCUCCCGUCGGACCAAUCGGAGGAGGAGUGUGUGUUCUGUGUCCAGUCACAUUUCAGAGCAGCUCAUCGGUCCUCGAGUUUCAGGCGUCUCCCCCCAUCCACAGGACACUUUUAGGGUUUUCUCUGUUACUACGGCAACUGAAACUUGUGUCAUUUCUUCAACCUUGGAAUUUCACACCACAACACAACAUUUUAACUUUAUUUAUGUGGAAAUCUCUAUUUCCUAACGCAGAAUUUCGUAUUUUUUUUUCGCUUUCAAUUUUUUUUUUUAACAUACUGUGGCAGUGCCUGAGAGUUUUUCAAGUGGAAGUGGCUCGAUGACGAGUCCAAGCUGCUGAAGUCGCACAAACGGUUAGGCUCGUACUUAAGUGAAAUGUUUCAAAAAUAAAGAUACACAGAUCAGAUUCGGAACAUUUCUGUAAACAAUAAUGUGCUGCUGACAGAACACUUUGUCGCUUGUGUCACUAUUGAUUUAUUGUGUAUUUUUCUUUUUAAUAAAUG